AUGAGCUCAGAACUGGAAUCCAUUCGCGCCUUAUUUAACGAGAAGGAAAAGGAGCUGUCGGUGGCGUUGACUAAAGUGGAUGCUCUGACCCGACAAUUGGAGGAAUUAAGCAAAGGAAACACAGCCAACAGUUAUCACAUAAACGGCAUCUCCAAUACCACUAAACACGGCAUUGAAUUGGAAAAAUUAAAACAAGAACUACUCUAUCGAAGCAAAUUGAGUGAACAGAAUGGACACGAAUUGAUGCUUAAAAGAGGUUUAUUAACGCAAAGACAGUCAGAUAUGGUUCGCGUGGAUAAGAGGAUCUGCGAACUACAGCAACGACUCGCCAGAAAACGGCAAAUCAAUCAACAGUUAUCGUCUCAAAUGCACUCCAAUCUGAUCCGCGCCAACAAUAAUGGAUUGGAUGACGAGAAUGAGGUCCACAUUAAUGGACUUCUGAGGAGUUCGAUGGGUCACAGAGGAGACCGGACUAAAGGCACGCAUACGAUGAGACCGUUGAGCGCUAAUAUCAAUAUCGCUGCCGUCGAGCCGGUGCUCAGGGAACAGACGCACAGAAUCAAUGAGUUUGAUCCACGCUUUAUGGCCAACAAACACGACCAAAAGUACCAAACGUUACCUUACAAUACAAAGUUUGGUGUCAGACAACAACCCCAUUAUCAACAGUACGGCCAAAGUGUUCACUCAAAUCAGUUGUCUGUCUCCACACCAGAAAACGACAGAAUUCGUUGCGAAAUCACUAAUGAAACAAAUAGUGCCCUAAAUAGUGAUAAUUACAAUAAUAAUAAUCACAAUAACGUAUCGAUUAUCACAAACAUUAAUAACAUGAGUAAUAACGCAAAAGCGAUGAUAAACACGAAGAAUUCGGUUCUGGAGGAGAGACCGUCGCCGUCGGGAAGCAGCGGGUCUUCAGAUCGGGCGUCGAUUCCCAAUCAUCACAACGGGAUGUCUGCUUAUAAGUUGCAACAAAUGCAUAACUCUGUCAAUACUGUCAACACUGGAAAUAGCAAUCACUGCAAUACAGCACAACAUCCCUAUCAGAACGUGAACCCAAAGAUGUAUAACGGAUCCAAUUAUGCCGAUCCCAACGGAAACUCAAUUGUGAUUCAAAGCCAAUCCGUGCCAACAAAUACCCCGAUUAACACAAAUCAGUCACAAAUAGCAACCAAUGCGUCUAAAGUGCCACAAACUAAACCCAAACCCAUUGUACCCCCGAAGCCAUCGGUUCCGGCGAAGCCGACACCACCGCCCCGUCAAACACCAAAUCAUUCAUUUAGUUCUCAAAUUCUUGACGAUUCACAAGAUAUGAACGCUUUUAAUAUAAGAUAUAGUAACAAAAAAUCGCAGAACCUAUUGACCAAUACUAGUAACUCACCCAUCAAUACAUCUAAUACCGGCUAUAAUAGGCUUCCUCUUACAUCUCUGGCCAUUCAAAAGACAUAUAAUGCCAUCAAUAGUAUGUCUGGAUUAAUGAAUCAACAGCUGCCACACCAUUGCCAACAACAGCACCAAUUGAUCCAUCAUUCCUAUGAGGAUAAGAGCCAAACACAUCCCAACCGUAAUACCAGUGAACCAUCGCAUCGGUCAUCAGAUAUGAACGAAGUUACAGACGGUUCCCAUUUGAACGGACCGACGAUGACUGUGGCGAACGAUAUCAUGUCAUCCACUUCUUCACUCUCUUCGUCGUUAUCGUCUCAAAACAAUUGUAAGAGCGAAGACAGAGACAGUACUUAUGGCUCAAUCAAGAGUAAUGGCAUUAAUAUUAAUAAUAAAGCUAUUGUUACGACUCUUUCAAACAUAUCAACCGUUAAUACCAUUAAUAAUAAUAAUAACAAUAUGUUAGCCAAUGAUUGGCAUAAAGAUAAGAGACGUCCAGUUGUGGCCAAUAAUGAAAUGGAACAGCAAUUGGCUCUUCAAGUGUCGGUCGAAACUAAAAAAUCAAUUGAUUUGGAGUCGAGCCCUAAGAAGCAAACGAACCAACCAUUGCUAUCACAGACACAUUCCGAUACCAACUCUAUUCAACACCAAUCGUCUGAUUGUAUUACAGAGAACUCAAAUCAAUUGGAAGCGAAUAUAAACAAAAUUCAAUCCGAUUUAACGCAAACAAAAUCUGAUAAAAGUGUCGACAAAGACAAUGAAAGUGAUAUAAAUCUAAUCAAAGAACAGCCAUCGAUAGGAGAGCUCAAUGAGACGACUGAGAAGACCACUCGCCAGGGAUUUGACUUUAAUUUAGUGAUUGAGAGCAACAAUAAGAAAGACAAUAAUUGCGAACCGACUGCAGAGGCGGUGACCGCUGUUUUGCCAAACCAUAAAAGUAUAGUCGGCUCCAAGAGAGUCAAAGGCAAUCUGAAAUGUCAAUUGAAUGAUAAUGAAGAUCACCGAAACACUUCCAAUGGAGGAAAGCAUCAGUUGGUGAGCAGACGAGUCAGUUUCGAUCCGCUCGCCCUUCUCUUGGAUGCCGCUCUCGAAGGAGAACUCGAACUCGUCAAGAGAACUGCCAAAGAA
Medioppia subpectinata is the source of this 2505-nucleotide messenger RNA. The record is from the annotation of a GenBank genome assembly. Lineage: Eukaryota; Metazoa; Arthropoda; Arachnida; Sarcoptiformes; Oppiidae.